Molecule: messenger RNA, 3657 nt
Organism: Tinamus guttatus (white-throated tinamou)
Lineage: Eukaryota; Metazoa; Chordata; Aves; Tinamiformes; Tinamidae
Gene: KIF4A
Product: kinesin family member 4A
Biological process (GO): spindle elongation; mitotic spindle organization; microtubule-based movement
Cellular component (GO): microtubule associated complex
Molecular function (GO): ATP binding; microtubule motor activity; microtubule binding
Source: RefSeq, a predicted model, not a curated record
AUGGUGAGAGAAGAUGACAAGGUGAUCCCUGUGCGUGUGGCGCUGCGCUGCCGGCCCUUGGUGCCCAAGGAGACCUGUGAAGGCUGCCAGAUGUGCCUGUCCUUCGUGCCAGGGGAACCGCAGGUAAUCGUAGGCAACGAUAAAUCAUUCACGUAUGACUACGUGUUUGAUCCCUCUGUUGAGCAAGAGGAAGUCUUCAACACGGCUGUUGUGCCUCUUAUCCGAGGCAUCUUCAAAGGAUAUAAUGCUACUGUGUUAGCUUAUGGACAGACAGGAUCUGGAAAAACAUACUCCAUGGGAGGUACCUACACAGCCUGUCAAGAGCAUGAACCUAGUGUGGGGGUCAUCCCUCGGGUAAUCAAGCUGCUAUUUAAAGAAAAGGAGCAGAGACAGGAUUGGGAAAUUGUCCUCAAGGUCUCCUAUUUAGAGAUCUACAAUGAAGAUAUUCUAGACCUGCUGUGCUCAUCUAGAGAACGGUCUUCUCAAAUCAGUAUCAGGGAAGAUCCCAAAGAAGGAAUAAAGAUUAUAGGGUUAACGGAAAGAAACGUUGCCUGUGCCCAGGAUACUGUAUUCUGCCUAGAGCAAGGAAACAAUUCCAGAAAGGUGGCCUCCACAGCAAUGAACUCCCAGUCCUCCCGGUCACAUGCCAUCUUCACCAUUUCAGUUGAUCAGAAGAAGAAAAGUGACAAGAACAGCAUUUUGCACUCCAAGCUGCACCUGGUUGAUCUUGCUGGAUCUGAAAGACAAAAGAAGACCAAGGCUGAGGGAGACAGAUUCAAAGAAGGAAUCAACAUUAACAGAGGUCUUCUCUGCCUGGGGAAUGUAAUCAGUGCUCUUGGUGAUGAGAAUAAAAAGGGUAGUUUUGUCCCCUAUAGAGACUCAAAGUUAACGAGACUGCUGCAAGAUUCUCUGGGAGGUAACAGCCACACUCUUAUGAUUGCUUGUGUAAGCCCAGCGGAUUCCAAUCUAGAAGAAACUUUAAAUACUCUGCGUUAUGCUGACAGGGCAAGAAAAAUAAAAAAUAAGCCAAUCAUCAACGUGGAUCCUCAGGCAGCUGAGCUUCAACAUCUAAAGCAGCAGGUACAACAACUACAAGUGUUACUGUUGCAGGCCCAUGGAGGGACCCUCCCAGUGUCUAUCAACAGUUUGGCACCGUCUGAGAAUCUGCAGUCCUUGAUGGAGAAGAAUCAGCUGCUAACGGAAGAGAAUGAAAAGCUGAGCCGGGGGCUGAGCGAGGCUGCUGGUCAGACCGCGCAGUUUUUGGAAAGGAUCCUUCUGACAGAACAAGAAAAUGAGAAGAUGAAUGCCAAACUAGAGCAACUUCAGCAACAUGCUGUGUGCAAGCUUGAUCUGCAGAAGCUGCUAGAGACCGUGGAAGACCAGGAACUCAAAGAAAACGUAGAGGUGAUUCGUGAUCUGCAGGAAGUGUUGGUUCAGUUGCAGAGGGAAAGUGCUGCCCUGAUGGAAGCUGCUGCGGAGAUGGCAAACACUGAACAGGAUGCUUCACCUCAAGCAGAAAUGGGCCGGGAUACCAAGAGAUCCUCAGAUGACUUCACCACUCAACAUGCCCUCCGUCAAGCACAGAUGUCUAAAGAGCUGACAGAACUGAAUAAAGUCCUGGCUCUAAAAGAGGCUCUUGCCAAGAAAAUGACACAGAAUGAUAGUCAGCUGGAGCCAAUUCAGUCUCAAUAUCAGACUAAUAUCAAGGACCUGGAAUCAGAGGUUAGCAGUUUGCAAAAAGAAAAGGAAGAGCUGAUCGCUGCUCUGCAAAUGGCAAAGAAGGAUGUCAACCAAGCCAAACUGAGUGAACGGCGUCGGAAAAGGCUUCAGGAGUUGGAAGGGCAAAUUAACGAACUGAAGAAGAAGCUGAAUGAGCAAUCAAAGCUUUUAAAGAUGAAGGAAUCUACAGAACAUACAGUCUUAAAACUGAACCAGGAGAUCAGGGAAAUGAAAAACCAGCGGGUACAGCUGAUGCGCCAAAUAAAAGAGGAUGCUGAGAAGUUUAGGCAGUGGAAACAGCAGAAGGACAAGGAGGUGAUCCAGCUGAAAGAACGGGAUCGCAAGAGGCAAUAUGAGCUACUUAAGAUGGAGCGAGACUUCCAGAAACAAGCUAAUGUUCUUCGGCGCAAAACGGAAGAGGCAGCAGCUGCUAACAAGCGCCUGAAGGACGCGCUGCAGAGGCAGCGGGAGGCCGCGGACAAGCGCAAGGAGAGUCAAAGCCGGGGAAUGGAAGGAGUUGCUGCACGAGUGAAGAACUGGCUUGCAAAUGAAGUAGAGGUCCUUGUUAGCACUGAGGAAGCUCGACGGCACCUUAGUGACCUUCUGGAGGACAGAAAGCUCUUGGCGCAGGAGCUCCUCCAGCUCAAAGAGAAGAAAGAAGCUGGGCAAAACCCGCCUCCGAAGCUCCGGAGACGGACCUACUCUGUAACAGAUUUGCAGGCAUCAGAGAUGGACAUUUCCAUAUCAAAGGAGAUAGAGAGCCUGGAAACUGAGAUGGAGCUAAGGAGCGCUCAGAUAGCAGAUCUGCAGCAGAAGCUCCUGGAUGCAGACAACGGUGACCGUGCGAAACAGCGCUGGGACAACAUUGCAACAAUUCUAGAAGCUAAAUGUGCUUUGAAGUAUCUCCUUGGAGAGCUGGUCUCCUCAAAAGUGCAGGAAAGCAAACUGGAGAGCAGUCUUCAGGAGAAGAAAGCUAGCUGUUCAGACAUACAAAAGAUGCUAAUUGAAGAGCGAAACCACGCAACAGAGUUGGAGGCUGAGUUCCAAAAUCAACUUUUGCUGCGGGAGCAACAGCACCAGGAAAAGGUUCUGUACCUGCUCAGCCAAUUGAAGCAAAAAGAAGCAGAAGAGAAGAAAAUGGAAGAGGAACAAUUGCAAGAGCGGCUCAAGUUCCAGGAGGAAGAGCUGGAGAAAAUGAGGGAGAUGUGUGAGAAGAACCAAGCACUUCUCCAGGAAAAUGACACUCUCAAACAGAAAAUGCUGCUUCUCCAAGUGGCCAGUGGCCAGAAGCUCCGAUGCCUUCAGCAAGCGCAGUCCCCAGACUCCCCUUUUGAGUACAUUCCCCCCAAGCCAAAGGCUCGCCAGCAAACGACAGCCAAGCCCCGCGUGCCGUCCCCAGAGGUGGACGUGGAAGAGCUGUUCUCUGACUCGGGGGAGUCUGGAGGGGAGCUGGAGGAUGCAGAGUGGGUCCCGGUGAAAGCAGCCAAAGGAGCAAAAAGAAGCGUGAUGGGGUGCUCCUGCAAAGGCCGAUGCGGAGACAAGCGCUGCGGCUGCAGGAGGCAGAAGGCCGGCUGCACGGGCGGCUGCACCUGCGACUCGGCAAAAUGCAGGAACAGAGACCCGGCCUUCCAGGAGGCCACGUUGCAUGAGGACCAGUCCAAGGAUUCUGAGGGAUCCUUCAAGCUAGAGGAGCCCACUGAAGCCUCUGCCGAAGAGACCUUCUUCCAGCCCGUGUUUAUCACUCCACCUACCAAGGUCCUGAAAGAUAUUACAGACCAGGAUCUAUCUAUCAAGAAGACGAACGCUGCCACUUCCCUGCUCCUGAAAGACGAGGGCCAGGAGAACCAGCUCCCCCUUGUAAAGAUCAAGAAGAGGACGCUGAAGAGCAUGACCAGCUUCUUUGCGGGCUGCACUCCUAUCAAGGAGGAAGUCAACUGA